CUGUAUGUUUACGCGAGAUUAAUUACACUACUUCCGAUCACGAGGGAAAGAAUAACAGCAACGGACCGGAAGUUGUUGCUGUUCUUAGACCACCGCGUGAUUUUUAGGAAAGAACGAAGCAUUAAAAUGGAAACACAGUUUGCUGCUGAAUACAACUACGAUGAUGGGGACGUAUCCGAAAGCGCUGAUGAGCAGGACAUGCAAGCAGAUAAUAGUAAAGUAUCAACAGAACCAUCUACGUAUAUGUUGGAUGGUCCGGCCAGUGGCAUCCCUUUAGUUUUUGUUAAUUGGAAGCGCCAAGAUAUACCAACACCCCCUGGUGAAACGUUGAAUGAAAAAUUUAAUGCAUGUAUUCCCCAUGAACCUGUCAUUGGUCUUGAUUACAUCUAUGAAUAUCAUCCAGACGAGUUUGGCAAUUGUUCAUUUGAGUGUAAACUUUGCAAUGUUACUAAUCUAUGUCUUGAUGACAUGUUUAGACACAUUGUUGGUAUUCAACACAAAAUUGUCUACAUGCAAUUAUUUCACGCUGACAAGGGUUUCCAUGGUCGAUUUAAAGUGAAAAGAGGAGCAAAGCAGAAAAGUCCACACUACAAAAAAUUAAUGGAAGUCAGCCAUUUUGUUGAAAAAGCCUACGGGAGGAAAAAAACAAAUCUUUCAAUGGCCACUUUUGAUCCUGCAAAACUUACUGGUGUAUUUCUAUGCUCUAAAUGCCAAGUGUUAAGGAAAAACUACCUGAUGAAAUCGUUACCAGAUAAGCAGAAUAAGUCCGAACCUAGCAUUGUCAGCGCUGAAGCUCAAGGACCUUACCAGUCAUUUCAAGAAUUAAAAAGGGCUUACGAAGCAAAGAUGAGAGAAAGAGAGGCCAGAGGGUUUUCUCAUAGUAGUACAGAAUUCAUGGAUUUUUGUGACCGGCAACCUAUUGAAUUCUUGUACAAUGAAGAACUAUAUGAAUACCUGUCAAGCUUCAAGACCGUAAAUGAUGAAAAUGUUAUAUUUAUCAUGAAUGUUGCUGUGAGAUUGUCAAAUAUUUUAGCAGAACAACAACAAAAACUUGCCGAUCAACAGAUCUUGUCUGGUCCAGAAAUUCCCAAUACUAACUCAAGUAUUGCACCAUUAAGCAGAUCAUCACCUAGUCGAUCACCACAUAGGUCACCUACUAACAGAUCACCACAAAGGAAGUUACCGGCUAGCAGAUCACCACAAAGGAAGUUACAUGCUAGCAGAUCACCACAAAGGAAGUCAUCGCCUAACAGAGCAGGAAUGUCAAAUCGUAAUAGAGGAAAUUCUAGGAGAUCACCACCUAACAAGAAAAACUCUAGGAGAUCACCACCUAACAAGAAAAAUUCUAGGAGAUCACCACCUAACAAGAAAAACUCUAGGAGAUCACCACCUAACAAGAAAAACUCUAGGAGAUCACCACCUAAUAGAGAAAGCCUUAGGAGAUCACCACCUAACAGAGAGAGCCUUAGUAGAUCACCACCUACUCCAACAAACUCUGGGAUGUCACCACAGAACACUCCAAACGCUAGUAUGGCACUGUCUAGUAAAUCGACUUCUAGUAAAGAUGCAGAUGGUAAUGGUCCAUUCAAUUAUGUCCAACCUCAAAAUUCAGCUGAAAGUCUCUACAAAAACUCAGAAUUUCUUGUUACUUAUCCACUUAACGUGUAUCCUGCUUCAUGGGGUAACCCUCAAAGACUUUACCCUAUGAAAAAAUCUAUGUGGGAUUUUGAAUCUGCAUCAAAUAAACCUCAAGACAAUAAGCUCAAUGAGACGCAGAAUGAAGACAAUAAGUUCAGUAAGACACAGAAUGAAGGCUACGCGUUCAAUAAGCAGCAGACUGAAGACUAUGCGGUCAAUAAGCAACAGACUGAAGACUAUGCGUUCAAUAAGCAGCAGACUGAAGACUACGCGUUCAAUAAGCAGCAGACUGAAAACUACGCGUUCAAUAAGCAGCAGACUGAAGGCUACGCGUUCAAUAAGCAGCAGACUGAAGGCUACGCGUUCAAUAAGCAGCAGACUGAAGGCUACGCGUUCAAUAAGCAGCAGAAUGAAGGCUACGCGUUCAAUAAGCAGGAGAAUGAAGGCUACCCAUUCAAUAAGCAGGAGAAUGAAGGCUACCCGUUCAAUAAGCAGGAGAAUGAAGGCUACCCGUUCAAUAAGCAGGAGAAUGAAGGCUACACAUUCAAUAAGCAGGAGAAUGAAGGCUACUCGUUCAAUAAGCAGGAGAAUGAAGGCUACGCGUUCAAUAAGCAGGAGAAUGAAGGCUACGCGUUCAAUAAGCAGGAGAAUGAAGGCUACGCGUUCAAUAAGCAGGAGAAUGAAGGCUACGCGUUCAAUAAGCAGGAGAAUGAAGGCAGUGAGUUAAGUAAGCAGCAGAAUCAACGCAACAAGUUCAACAAAACACAGAAUCAAGGGAACAAGUUUAAUAAGCAGCAGAUUCAAGGCAACAAGUUUAAUAAGCAGCAGAAUCAAGGCAACAAGUUCAAUAAGCAGCAGAAUCAAGGCAACAAGUUCAAUAAGCAGCAGAAUCAAGGCAACAAGUUCAAUAAGCAGCAGAAUCAAGGCAACAAGUUCAAUAAGACUAAGCCCUCUAUCCAACAAAGAGAACAAUUUCAAUCCACACCCAAGAUGCCUCAAAAUGAGCAGCAUAACCCAUAUCAACAAUUUCCUGCAGCAUCCGUCCAGCAAAUUGAACCAAUGCUUUUCGAUAUAACAGUAGAUUUGCCACCAGGUGUCCCUAGAAACGCAGUAACUGCAAAAUUUUUUCAAAGCAUCCAAAACAUGGAUUCCUCUGAUGUGGUUCCUGCACUGAACAAGUUAUCUUUUACAAACCCAGCUUUCAAAGGUAUCAAUGUUCCAUUAGUAAUAUGGCAUUUGACUGAAGCCGGGGUCCUGAAAAACACCUAACUAGGAUUCAUAGGAAAACUAUUUUUUUAUGAGUAUGACUCAAAUACUUUUAUUAUACCUUUGAAUGUUCUUUUCUGUGUAUAUCUGCUCUUACUCUCAGUAGACUUGCUUUAUAGGGACAUGAAACCCAAAUUUUUUCUUUCAUGAUUCAGAAACAGCAUGCAAUUUUAAAAACUUUCUUAUUUACUUCUAUUAGUUUGCUUCAUUCUCUUGAUAUUCUUUUCUGAAAAGCAUAUCUAGAUAGGCUGAGUAGCUGCUGCUUGGUGGCUGCACACAGAUGCCUUGUGAUUGGCUCACCCAUGUGCAUUGCUAUUUCUUCAACAAGGAUAUCUAAAGAAUGAAGCAAAUUAGACAAUUGAAGUAAAAUGGAAUGUUGUUUAAAAUGGUAUUCUCCAUCUGAAUCAUGAAAGAAAUAUGUUGAGGUCCCUUUACGUUCUUGACAUUAGAGUUUGAACAAUAUAUGUAUGAGCUGCUGUAAAUAUAUUCUGCUCAGUAUCCCUAUCUACAAGGACAUUCUGCACAUAACCCCAUGUUAUGCUUCAAAUAAAGCUGAAUUGUUUUCUGUUUUCCUUUUAAA
Bombina bombina (fire-bellied toad) is the source of this 3484-nucleotide messenger RNA. Its product is annotated as probable serine/threonine-protein kinase yakA. Lineage: Eukaryota; Metazoa; Chordata; Amphibia; Anura; Bombinatoridae. The transcript has 16 exons. Bases 127 to 2907 code for a protein of 926 amino acids. The record is from RefSeq and is a predicted model, not a curated record.